Sander lucioperca (pikeperch) is the source of this 6429-nucleotide messenger RNA. RefSeq names its product sema domain, transmembrane domain (TM), and cytoplasmic domain, (semaphorin) 6Bb (gene sema6bb). Bases 1067 to 3676 code for a protein of 869 amino acids. The transcript has 17 exons. Gene Ontology annotation, biological process: semaphorin-plexin signaling pathway; negative chemotaxis; axon guidance. The record is from RefSeq and is a predicted model, not a curated record. Lineage: Eukaryota; Metazoa; Chordata; Actinopteri; Perciformes; Percidae. Gene Ontology annotation, molecular function: semaphorin receptor binding; chemorepellent activity.
AAAUAUAGUCGACAGACAAUAAGCAAUGAGUGGCUUGACUUUGACAUCAAGGGAGUUUUUUUAUUUUUUUAUUUGACGGCGCAAAGUGAAACCCAAUUAGCCAUUAAUCAAUUCCAUUCCAGUCGCCGCAUAAUUCUGCUUCAGGUUUUGGCACUAACGGGCUUUUAGAGUCUCUUGUGGAUGACAGCAGGGAGCAGUGCUGGAGAUGCUGUAGCUCACACAACCGCUAGAAGACAAACGCCGUGGUCCUUCCACCUUCCCAACGCUCCUGAGUGCAGCCCGAGGAACAGAAACUAUUUGAAUAAACCGAUGAAUGGGACUUUGCCCUGCGCUGGAUCCUGAGCCUGGCUCUGUGUGCAAGUGGGGAGCAUAAGCGGACAGAGGGACAAUAUUUCCUUUCAGUGAGACCCGAGGUGGAAAAGACGCAGCAAUGACAGAGCAGCAGUGGUGCGCAGCGGCGAAAUAGACCAACUAUUGUGGGGACGGAAGAUUGAUAAAACAACUGGGCGAGCAACGAGAGCGGCAGAUGUAGCCUAAUUUCCCAACGUUGCAGCUGGUUUGGUGCCAGUGGUGUGCUGGAUGGGUUAUUAUUGCGUUCUCUUUUUCAUCAUUCACUGCUCCCAGCGUUUCCAGAUUACUUGGGGAUCUCGGACGGCUGUCUGUGAGGGAGUAUUGCUGCAGAGACUAACGGGGAAUGCCAUGUGUCGUUGCGCGACAUAGAAGCUCUUUGUGGGCUGUUUUGCACCGGGGACAGGUGGUGCCGUGUGUGCGUGUAUGUGUGUGUUGAAACAAGCAGGGGGGGGCACGGACACACAACCCCUGAGACAGUUGUCUUAGGGAUGUCAGGCCGGCGUACGGGAUCAGUUUUUGCCAGAGACAGGUGCGACAGGGAGGAGUAGUUUACAAAGCCCGACAACAGGAUCUGGUAACGCACUAACGAGCCUCCUCUCUCCUCUGAUCACUCUCGGAUUUUUUUUGUAUCCAGCGGGACUCACAAUCGACUCAUACUGCCGUUGCUCGGCGGCACCUUCCCCCCGAAAACCAGAGACUCCGCCCUUGUGUUGCUAUGGCGUUCGUGGCCCCUCCCUUCUUCCUGCUGUGUUGCCUGCUCCGAACGGCCAGCUCGGCGUUCCCCGAGGAACCGGGGCCCCUCAACUUCAUCCCCACUGAAGUGGUGAGAAGAUACCCAGUGUUUCUGGGCCGACCCCACCGAACAUGGCUGAGACAAGAGCCUCUGCACAUCCAGAGGAUUCUCCAAGUCAAUCGGACACUCUACAUUGGAGCCAGGGAUGACCUUUUCCGCGUGGAGUUGGACAUUGUUGCAGGAGACGAGAUGUUCUACAGCAAGAAAAGGACGUGGGAGUCGAACAAGAACGACAUCAGGAUCUGCAGGAUGAAGGGCAAGCAUGAGGAUGAAUGCCGUAAUUUCAUGAAGGUGCUGCUCAGCAGAGAAGGAGGCCUGUUUGUGUGUGGGACCAACGCCUUCAACCCACUAUGUGCCAACUACACUGGAGACACUCUCGAGAUGGUAGGAGACACGGUCAGUGGUAUGGCGAGAUGCCCCUAUGACCCCAAACAUGCCAAUGUAGCUCUGUUUGCAGAGGGGAAUCUGUUUACAGCCACAGUGACAGACUUCCUGGCCAUUGAUGCAGUGAUCUAUCGUAGCCUUGGGGACAGCCUCGCUCUGCGCACUGUCAAGCACGACUCCAAGUGGUUCAGAGAGCCCUAUUUUGUCAGCGCUGUGGAGUGGGGACCUCAUAUCUACUUCUUCUUCAGAGAGAUAGCCAUGGAGUUCAAUUACCUGGAGAAGGUGGUGGUGUCACGUGUGGCGCGGGUGUGCAAACGCGACCUGGGUGGGUCUCAGCGCGUCCUGGAGAAGCAGUGGACAUCGUUCCUGAAGGCCCGUCUGAACUGCUCCGUCCCCGGUGAUUCCCACUUCUACUUUAACCUGCUCCACUCCACCAGCCCCAUCAUCAGGAUGCACGGCAGGGACAUAAUACUGGGGGUGUUUUCCACACCAGCAAACAGUAUUCCAGGUUCGGCGGUGUGUGCCUUCGACAUGGAGCAGCUGGCUGGGGUGUUCGAAGGGAGGUUCAAAGAGCAGAAAUCACCUGAGUCUAUUUGGACGCCUGUUCCAGAUGAAGUCAUCCCGAAGCCAAGACCCGGUGGCUGUGCCGUUCAAGGUUCCAGAUUUAAUUCCUCAAACGCGUUCCCUGACGAGAUGCUCAACUUCGUCAAGACCCAUCCUCUGAUGGAUGAAGCCGUCCCAUCACUCGGACAAAGACCCUGGAUUGUCAGAACCAUGGUCAGGUACCAGCUGAAUAAGAUGGUGGUGGAUACAGAAGCUGGGCCUUAUAGAAACCGAACCGUCCUGUUUCUCGGGUCAAGCAGAGGGACCAUCCUCAAGUUCCUCAUCAUGCCCAACCAGGACAACACCGUCACCAACAGCAACAUCUUCCUGGAGGAACUGGAGGGAUUCAACCCUGAUAAGUGUGCGGAAGACUCUCUGCAGGCCAGGCAGCUGUUGUCUCUGACUCUGGACCGGGCCAGCCACACUCUGCUCCUCGCCUUCCCCUCCUGUGUGGUCAGAGUACCAGUGGCACGAUGCCAGCUCUACUCCCGGUGCAUGAAGAACUGUAUCGCCUCCAGGGAUCCUUACUGUGGCUGGACCAGAGGAAGCACCUGCUCUUUCCUCAGACCUGGGACCAGACUGCCGUUCGAGCAAGAUGUUGAACAAGGAAACGUGGCCCACUUGGGUGACUGUGACGGAAUGCUGCUCCAAGAGAGUUUUAUCGAGGAGCCUGAUGGCCUGGUGUCUGUAAACCUGCUGGUGGUGUCUGCUGUUUCAGCCUUCGCAACAGGAGCCAUCCUCUCUGGCCUCACCGUGUGCUGGAUCAUGAGUCACCGCCACCGCCACUCUCGCGGCUCUGGAGCCAACGGCGCCCGCCGCAAAAAUGACAAAGAGCAGAGCAUGCUGGGGCAGGGUCGCAGCGGGUCAGUAAUGAGCGUAACAAGAACCAGCGGCGGUGAAAGGCGGCGUUCACAGGCGGACAACCCCUUCGUCACGCCCAACGGCUGGCCUAAAGGAGAGAUGGACCCAGGCUUGCUGCCUACACCGGAGCAGACCCCGCUGCAGCAGAAACGGGCCAUGCGUCUCCCAGACACUGACUGGGACCAGAGCCAGACCUUCCUCACCGCUGUGGGGACUCCCUGCCCCAACAAUUCUGUCAUCUACCUGAGCUCCAAGUUCCUGCAUGGAGGUGGAGGGGGUGGAGGGAUGGUCCGGAUAGAGGACCCAGGGGAGGUCAUGCUGCCCCCGCACACAGAGCGCCAGCGCUACCUGAUCUUAGCCACCCAGAGAGGGGAGCAUGGUGGCAGUCGUCCCAGCGGCACCCUGAGGAACUCAGCGGGAGAAUACAUCUACCCCGCCACGCCGCAGGACUCCCCCGACCGACGGAGGGUGGUGUCAGCUCCCACUCCCCACAUGGACUAUGGGGAACCUCGCUGGAGUCACGAGGCGCUCAACUACAACAGCAACAAUGGAGUGCCCUAUCACUCCCAGCGCCCGGGCCUCAUCAGGCCAGAUAUGCAUGGGCCUCGAGGGCUGGGAGAACUGGCUGACUUCAGCCAUCUUCUAGGGAAGAACAUGGGAGAGCGCACCCCCAGUGGCCAGUGAGGCGAUGUACGUGAGCCCUGGCACCAAGCUCUCUCUGAACACCCAUUCCCUCCAACAGCAGACUGGAAAAAAUCAACCCCUCAGACUCACUGUCCCAGUCCAACCUUACCCUGUCUGUCCUCUCUCACUGUCAUUCAAUGUUCUGACGUAAUUCAGCUGACUGAAGAGAGAGACAAAGAGAGAGUUGAAAAAGAGGAGCAAACUCUCCUCACGUUUCCGCUCCUCUGCUCUUAAUCUGAGGUGCACCCCUCUGCUCUGUAAGUGGUGCGACCCGCAGAGCUUGACACCAUAGGACAAUCAGUAAGGUAAAGAGAGGGGUGCAAAGGAAAGGGAAUCUUCUCAAAGUGUGGAGAUUUAAAAAAAAAAAAAAAAAAAAAAGACGAUGAUGAUGAAGGGAAAUUCCCUUGCAGCGCCAAAUGUGAAAGGUCUCCCUCCACCAUUUUGUUCACCGUUUUGACACCAUGGAUCUUCUUUGAGUGUGAAAUUUUGUUUCUGCUUUGGUUAUUUUUGUGCCAGUGGCAGCCAGCAGACAACAAUGUGCUUUACUUUGGAUUUCAGAUAAGACUAAAACUGUUGUAGCUGUGCCAGAGGGCACAUGAAUCAUGCAGUGUGUGUAUGUGAUUGUGUGUAUGUGUGAAUGUGAGUCACGGGCCACGACAACCCCAACCAGUGUCCUGUCUUAACUGUGAAGUAUAACUAUAUAAUGAAGUUUCUGUACGGAGGAGGUUGAAGUUGACAUUAUUUUUUUCUUUUUUAUAAAUAAUCACAGAGAGACAAAUGGGUUUUAUUAUGUGUCUCAUACCAAUCGGAGGUUUGAGUGGUUGACCAGUGGCUAGUGAAGGGUUGAGAUUACUCCCGUUGUAAUUUUUGUGAUUCCCAGUACCUCAGAGGCACCGCUGGACAGAGCCAUCAUGAAGUGAAAGAAAGCAAUAAUAAGCAAGAAACAUAUAAGGACAAAGAUGAAGCCAAUUUAAUUUGAUAUUUUAUAAUAUAAGUGUUUUCUCAGCAAAGCAAACUGAAGUUUAGAUAUGUCAGGAGGAGCUGGGAACAGGAACAAUAUCUCCCCUCCAUUCUUCCCUCCCUAGCUGCCUCUCAGUAUGCCUGGGUCUGUCUGACCUGACCUGAGGCCCCCAUGGGCUCCGCAGUCCAUUUGAGGGAGGGAAUGUGAGCUGUGGCUGUCUGGCUGUCUGACUGGGGCUGUGAGGCCCGGCCGCUUGGGAGCUCCAUUCAGCCUCUUCUGCCCGACACUGAGCCUCUUUGUGCCCCAGAAGCAGGAGGAGACUGCUGCAACAAAUAGCCGUUAAGAGUCAGAGACGUAGCCCAGCACCGCAGCCUAGCAGAAUAUCAAUGAGGAGGACAGCAGCUCCAUCCAUCAGGUGAGAUGUACCAAACCAGGAACGGGCAUCUCGUGUGCUUCACCCACUCUGGUGAUUCACUGGUUUGCCAGGACAAGGGAGGAGCUGAGGGCUGAAGCUGGCCCACAGGCCACAGUUGGGGCACUGCUGUCACAAUGGUCAUCCCUUGUGGUUUUAUCUCUUUCAGUGUGUUUCACAACAAAAGCGGGAUAAAGAAAACAGAUGGGCAUGGGUAUACUUGGGUGUGGAGUUACUCUUUCACUUUGUUGUCUGAUCUUUUGAUAUUUUCUGUUGUUUUUUUUGUCCGUUCUCACCCGUUCUUGAUUCAAAUGUAGAUCCAGAGAUAGCUUUAGUUCCUCUGGGUCAUGGCCUGUUAGAGGUGGUGUUUUUUGUGUCGGCUUGUUUGUGUGAGUCUCUUUGGGUUUGUGUCCAUGAAUGCGUUACUCAUAUUGAGUGCAAAAAACCCAGCUUGGAUCAGUUUUACUCUCAUUCUCACCCUUCUUCUUUUUUUCCACCGCUGUUUCUUUAUUGAGCCAUUCAUUUUGUGCAGCAACCCUUUGCUUGACAUUCACGAAUCCGUGCUAACGGUGUCAGAGCCCUGCGUGGGAGCAGUGUAUGCCAUACGAUAUAUUUAAACAAUUUUACUUUACAAAAGAGGUACGGCUUAAAUGGAGAAGCUGGGCUGUGCUUGGAUAGAUACACUGUACACGCGCAAGAAAAUAUCACAAUGUACAAAAACCAGGGCUGGGCAUUGUUUGAAUUUUUAUUUACUAGUGCCGAUAUGACAGCUUUCAGUUUUUGUGACUGUAAUUGAAUAUACAAGUAUAUAAUUAAAAUAAACAUGUCUUUCCACAAAACCUUAUUUUCCUUUUAAAGUGGCAGUGUGGAGCUUUAUAGUGUCUUUUAGCUCAUUGUUGUUGGAGUGUUUCACUCUCACCACCUUAAUCAAUGUCGAUUUCGGCCUCAGCUAGCAGCUGUUUUUAGCAAUAAUGCUAAAAGAAAUCUGCUGCUCACUACCUGCCCAGCACCAAAUGGCAGACAGACAAAGUUAGCGAUCCGCUGGUGAACAUAGUGAAACAUUUUGCAGCUAAAGAGCAGAUAUUUACCCCAUGAGUUGGUGGAGACCAAAAGUCAAUAUUGGACUUCUCUUCAAAAGGUGAUAAUAUGUCAGUGUUACGUUACAGUUUGUUUCUGCUGCCACCAAGUGGCCAAAAAAUCAGGCAAUGAAGGUUUUUACUAACGCUGGGUAUUGUUUGAAAUAUUUCAACACUAAGGCCAAUAAAUGUUGUAAAAUCUAUUUUACAUUUACUGUAACAACAGAAGCCAAGGUAAAUACAUUGUCUAAACACAAGCAGCUGCACGAGAACUUUCCCUAAAAAAAGAAAUUGUGUAAUUUUU